GUGGGCUUCCACUUACCCCCUGGAUGAAGGAGAGUUGUCAGUGGGUCAUUCAGUCUAUCAAUGCCAAAUGUGCACUGCCGGUCCUGCUCGAGAUGUUGACAGCUGACUUCGCGCACUCUUCUGGAAAUGAGUUGUUGCAGUUGAAUGCUCUUGAAUAUUAAUGAGCCGAACCUCCCAAAAACUUUUACAGAAAGUCGCAUGAUAUGGAUUAAUGUGGAAAAACUUCCUUGACUGGUUUGUAAAAACGAGAGGAAACGAGCGUGUGGAUUACAAGUGAAGUCAGUGUUUGUUGUUCAGUCUAUCUCAGGGGAAGACAUUUGAGUAGCGGCGACAUGAGGAUGCAAAUGCAAAGUUUCUCACAGGAAUAUGGAAUAUUCUGAAUUAAAGCUUUAUGUGCUCGAAAACUCAUCCCGUAUGGCUUUUAUGCGUUUUCACAUUUGUCAAUCCGAAACAAAGCUACUGGAAGUCUUGUGACGGCUGGGGUAAACAGUGGAUACUUGUCUGGAGCCAUUCUACUGGAUCUAUUGAAUUAUCCUCGGAAUUUCUCUGCCCAAUGACAUUGCCAAUAUUGUUAGUUGGGUUCCUUUUUAUAGCGUCUCCUCGUUUUAUUAGAUUUAGUUACCGAGUCAUUAACUUAUCUGGUCUAGACCAAAACCUGAGGUAUUUUAGUGGUUUGUGACAGGAUGCGGGGAUGCACGGGAUUCCCGAUGGCCGUCACGGUGGUGUUGACACUUUUGACCGUCAUGAACGUGAAGGCGAGCGGAGAGUAUUGUCACGGGUGGCAUGAUGCCCAGGGCGCGUGGAGAGACGGCUUUCAGUGCCCGGAGCGCUUCGACAGCGCCGAUGCCAUCAUCUGCUGCGGGAAAUGCGAGCUCAGAUACUGCUGCUCCAGCACAGAAGCUCGCCUGGACCAGGGCACAUGUGAUAACGACAAGCAGACACCAGACUCCAACACUGGCAACAAGGACGACAAAAACUCUGGGGCAGUACCCAUCUACGUGCCCUUUCUGAUCGUCGGCUCUGUCUUUGUGGCGUUUGUUCUGGUGGGCUCUGUUGUUGCUGUAUGCUGUUGCCGCUGUCUGCGUCCCAAACAGGAGCCUACAUCAGGUGGCGGUUCAGGAGGAGGGUCGAGCAGCGCCCGUGUCCUGGAGACAAUUCCCAUGAUGGCCAGCACUGGCACCUCUCGAGGCUCGUCGUCCCGCCAGUCCAGCACAGCUACUUCCUCCAGCUCUUCAGCUCCUCCUGCCGCUCCCCGUCCCGCUCCAGCUCCUCUGCUGCGAGCCCAGGCGUCCUGUUGCCUUCCGCCAGAUGCCAGCGUGUAUGUAAACAUGCCCACCAACUUCUCUGUACUAAAUUGUCAGCAGGCCACUCAAAUUCUUCCUCAUCAAGGCCAGUUCCUGCAUCCUCAGUAUAUCGGUUUCGCCCACCCUGUAGCUCCAGCUGCGGCCUUUUUAGACCCCACUCAAGCAGGCUACCGGCCGUUACAGUCUCCGUUCCCUCCACCAACCAGUGUGGCUAGUGUGGCAAGUAUAACCGGGGAUCACAAACACCCUCCGGUUACCAUGUGAAACCCAACGGGACCUUUGUAGGAGACAUGUCUGAAUUUAAAUUACAAGAAGAACACACAAAAGAUCAGUUCAGGGCCCAAAAAUGAGUCAUGCCUGGUUGUGGGCUUGUGCCACACAAAUGAAACUCAUACUGGUGCUUAUUCUAACAUGUAGAUUUUUGUGUGACGUAAAGAAGUAAAGAGUUGACCUGGAAUGGAAGAUCUUGGAAAUCGCAUUUGUUUUCGUAUUGUGGCAAACCUCCAAGUGAAAUGGCUUCUCAAACAAGAGGAAAUGUUGGACGGGGCUUGGUUUUGUUCUUUGGGAAUUGAUCGGAUGAUUGUGGCUUGCUAUUGGAUGAUCUCAUGUGAUUGACAGGUUGCCCCACCCCUUGCACAGAUGAGCACAUCAUUAAACGAGAUGACGUUGAAAGACGGAGAGAAGUUAUUUCUGUUAAAAAAUUAUGAAGACAUGAAAAUUUGAAAAAAAGUGCAAAGGUAAAUCAUCUACAGUUUAAUUAACAUGGAAAAUUCCAUAAACUAUAAGUGUAACGGAGGCCAGCUGGUGAAAUACUAUGCAGGUAAACCUCACUCCUCUGACCUUAAAAGGUGCAAGAGUGACAGACGCUAGCGGCCAUGGUCUUUAGCCUCCUUGUUAGAGCAACCGACUCCCAUACAAAGAAUCACGGGUUCGAUCCCAGCUCAGAACGAGAUGGGUGCAGUUGGACCGGUGGAUUAUUUGUGGGGGCUCGUCCGGGAUGGGAGUGAGGUUUAUGGGGUGAGUGUAACAGAGGCCAGCUAGCGAAGAGCAGGUAAACAUCACUCCUCUGACUUCAAAAAGUGCUUUAGCGACAGACGCUAGAGGCCAUGGUCUUUAGCCUCCUUGUUAGAACAACUGACUCCCAUACAAAGAGUCACCGGUUUGAUCCCAGCACAGAACGGGAUGGGUGCAGUAGGACCGGUGGUUACAUAAGAAUGCUCAACUCAAAAAAAAUUGUGUGUUCAAUGCCUUGAAAAGUGCUAAAAGAAGCGCGUGCGUGUACAUAUGCGAUGUAUAUAUGUGUUGUAUAACCGUGCAUGUGUGCUGUAUGCGUGACUGUAUAGAUGUGUUGCUUUAUGAGAUGCUGUACGUGAAUGUGUGUGUGUGUGUAGUGCACUAUAUGUUGUAUGUAAUGGGAAUCGCAGGUGCUGUAAUGUGAAAAACAGUCCUGGCUCCCUGUUGGAUGCUUAAACUCUAAUGAAGUGAACACAGGACACAGACUGUGACGCUCCACCUACUGCAACACACUCACAUUUUCACAUACACACACAUUUACAUUCUACACAAUCGUAGCCGCUUUUGUAUUGCCAAGGAACAGAACAGAAAAUAUACAAAAAUAUAGGCCCUGUGUUUGGAAAAGCGAUGUGCGAAGGUGUGUGUCGCUGAGAUCAGCGGUCUUCUGAAAGCACCAGAGUCAAUUACGCAGUAAAAACCGUCUGCCAAACUGUUCCCCUUCACUAAGUCUCUGCCUUGUGAAAGGACUGUGUUUGUGUGCCACUUUUCCUCCCCUUCUGUUAGCAUAAGGUACACUCGAGGAGUAGCAAAAGGGUUCCAGGGCAUUUCAUUUGGAGUGGGUUUCUUUCAGCACGCUCAAUGGUGGCAGUUUAGCGAGGAAAGAAAAGUCCCAGACUCCUUCAGCAAAAGGCCGGCGCCCCUCUGAACUCCUUAAACUUAGAAGCUGGCAUAACAAUCACAAUCAAAUUAGUAGUCGGCUGAUUUAAAAUAAACAGCCUGUAAGGGUUUUGGAAGUUAAAAGGUUGUUUUUACUUUCAAACUGGUGACUUUCUUUCAUCUGUGGGACACAAAAGAAGAGGUUUUAAAAAUGUCUGUUUCUGUCUAUACAGUGAAAGUCGGUAUUGUUACUGUUGACUUCUCUCUGAAAAAUGCAGGGUUCCAGACAAUUUAUUUAUGUGGCCCAAUACAAAUUCAUUAAGUUAUCUUAACAAAUUCAAGUGGAUUAAACAUAAAACAAUUAAGUUGUCCUAAAAAAAAUCUCAAGAAUUGCUGUUUCUGAUCAAUUAAAAUAAGUAGUUUGAACAAGCAUCAAAAUAAUUUUUCAGUGUAAAACUAAUAAAAGUGUUUGUUUGUUUGUUCACUAAAAUAAUACAGAAAUUAAAUAUAAAGCUGAGGUGAAAAUUAAAAAUAUAACUGAAAAAUUACAGCUAAAUAAAAAACAAAAAAAUGCUUAAAAUAGCAUAACAAAUGUUAAGACAGAAAUAAAUGAACACUAAACAGAAAUAAAAAGUUCUAUAUUUUUAUAAAUAUAGGUGGAAUAUACAUAUUUUUUUUAAAAUACGUCUAGUUUUCAUCAACUUACAUUUUGGUUUUCAUUACACAAAAAUGACUGUUUCUAGCUUAAAUUAAAAUAUAUUUAUAUCAGUCAAUGUUCAUUUUAUUUUUGUGUUACAAGAUUACAACUCAAUGGUUUUAGUUUUAGUAACCUAUACACCUUUAAAAUUCAGAGAUUGCACGGUAGGGCUCGGUGAUAAAUCCUAAAGUAAUCAAACUCAACAUUCAGAACCUAUAAUCGGUCUAUAAUUCUUCCAUGUCGAUUUUUUCGAUUGAUUGAUUUUAUUUGACAAUUCUAACAAAAAUAUACAAACAAGUCCAGUUAGACCAAUUCAUACAAUAUUUCAAAAACUGUCGAGGAUAAAGUACACAAAAAAGCCACGGUCUUAUUUCCAUUGUGGUCCUCGAUAUUUUUUUAAAUUAACGAGCAAAUCAUAAAUGGAAUGGAAACAUCAUCAGCUCAGCAACUCAGCACAACAAAAUCCUCAACAUCAACUAUAAAACAACCACUUUUUAAUUUCCCUUUAAAAAUCACUCUCAAUUUGAAUCUCUUUAAAAAUCGUGGGCAAAGCAUUCUAAACAGCAGAGCUAGUACACAAAAAAGAAUUUCUACCUGAUUCACUCUUAAAUCUAUAUGGAUAAAUUUCCCUGUUACGUGCUCUUGUAGAAUGACAAUGUACCUCACUAACUAAAACGUAAUAAUUAAGGAAAUAUUUUGGGACCAUUUUCUUUAAAAUCUUAAAAACCAUCACUAAUUUUAAAAAUGUUACCCUAUUCUCAACUUUUAAAAUAUUACUUUGGCUAUAAUGUUUAUUCUUUAAAUGUGUCAGUGGAGGUACUUUCAUAACAAUUCUACACAACUUAUAUUGGCCGUCUGCAAUUUAUUUUUCAUUUUUUAGAACUACCGCUGUACCAAAAGCUGCAGCAUAGUCAAAGUAUGGCUGCACUAAUGCA
This is a messenger RNA of Danio aesculapii, 4826 nucleotides long. RefSeq names its product protein shisa-2. The transcript has 2 exons. Lineage: Eukaryota; Metazoa; Chordata; Actinopteri; Cypriniformes; Danionidae. The record is from RefSeq and is a predicted model, not a curated record. The coding region runs from base 684 to 1568 and encodes 294 amino acids.